Messenger RNA from Camelina sativa (false flax), 768 nucleotides. NCBI's taxonomy places the organism in Eukaryota, Viridiplantae, Streptophyta, Magnoliopsida, Brassicales, Brassicaceae. The record is from RefSeq and is a predicted model, not a curated record.
AUGUCUUCAAGGACAACAAGAUCAUCUCAACAAGCCAUCGAACACUCCUUGAAUCGACGUGAUGCACAAUUAACAUCAAGAAGGCAAGCUGGUGGAGAUACUCAACCACCCACUCGAGCAGCAACUCGACAGAGUGCGGGUUCGAGUAGGCGGUCGAGUGGAGUGCCGAGAAGAAGACAUCAGCGAGUUGAGGAGGAUCCUGAGCAAACUGAAAGUGAGGAAGAGAUGUACUUCACUCUUCAAGAACACAUGAGGAGGAACAAAGCAAAAGGAAAGAGGCCAGCUGAAGAUCAACAACAAGAGGAAGAAGUUGAGACAUUGUGUCUUCUUGGGGAUGAUCAAUCACUGUUCAUUUGGGUGAUGAAAGGAGCCGUUAGGAGUGAAUCGACGGAGGUGAUAGUAGGAGAAUCGACGGAGGACGUGGUUGAGAGAAUCUCCGGCGUGGAUUUCAUGGUGGUUGAUUCGAAACGCCACGAGUUCAUCAAAGCGUUGGGAUUAGCGAAAAUGAGCAAAAUGGAUGCCGUUUUGGUGUGCAAAAACGCCACGCAGAAAUCUAUCCCCGGGUUUAGAUGGCACAGAGUUUUAAGACGAGGCACACGUGUCGUGAGAUCGGUGUUCUUACCCGUUGGAGGAGGAUUAGAUAUCGCACACAUGGGAGCCAGUGGUAAUAAUGACUUGAAGAAGCUUCCUAGCCGUUGGAUUAAAUACAUAGAUCCUCAAUCUGGAGAGGAACACUUGUUUAAGCGCUAGUCAACGUUACCAUUUCUA